UCAGUUCGACUCGAGCGGCGGGCAGGUAGAGAUCGUUCGCUGGCUGGCUCCUCUGCGCAAACGUUUCCGUUUUCGGCUUCAGCAUUCGCGCGUGUUUCUUCUCCAGACGAGGAUGAGCAUCGUUCACCAAGCAGCUGCAAAAGUGCAACAGCAGCAACAUCGGCAAGAUCAGCAGUGACCGCAGCGACGCAAACGGGUUUCAUUCGCACUCGACGGGCAUUUACUUUUAUUGUGUGUGCGGUUGGGUCGCGUGCAGUUCACGGAAUAUGCAAAAGCCUUCAUCAUUAAAUUAAACACAGACUAACGACUAUCCACGGCGGCUUUACUUGAUUCAUGAAUUUAGUUCUAUACUGCGAGGCAAGCAGUACGCUCGCUUGUGCUGCGCUAAAAAAAAUAAUAAGUAAAUGUUCUGGAUAAAAGUGCAAUCAAAAGACAAAUAAGUGCACUAACAAGAAACUCAAAAGCUACAAGCAACAUAACUCGAAAUUCAGUACGCCUGAGUUGGAAAACACCGAAACCGAAAUCGAAAUCGAAAUCGAAUCUACAUAUAACCGAUACCAUAAUGAAGCACAAGCUUCUGCUGUUGUUCCUUGCAGGAGCGGCUUUGCACCUGGCCACUGAAGUUCGUGGUCAACAUGAGGACAUUCCGUACCAGCCGGUGAGCAACAUCUGCCAGACGUGCCUAUGCCUCAGCACCCAGGAUGUGGAUCAUCGGACGCACUUCAACCUGGACUGCUCGGUGAGGAAUUUCGAGCACAUCCUGGCCCGCUGGCCGGAGCAGUUUGGCAGCCAGGCGAUUGCGUCCGGAGCUGCAUCGGAGAUUGUGGUCUCGUACUCGGGCAAUAGGAUCAAGUUGCUCCAACAGCUGCCGGCCACAAAUGCCAGCUUAACGCUCUCCUGCCGCCACUGUGGCCUGCAGGAUCUGCAGGCUCCGCUGUUCAUGGACGUGCCCAAUGUGCAGGCCCUUUACAUCAGCUGGAAUGAGCUAACCGACGAUGCCUUGGUGCCGGAUCUCUUCAGAGGUCCAUUCCGCAACACUCGCUACGAGCCGAUUGGCUUGCGAGACCUGGACCUGAGUCACAACCGGAUAGCUCGACUGGAUCGGCGGCUCUUCGAGCACACUCCCCACUUGACCAAGCUGAACUUGGCCUACAACAAGCUGAGUGCCCUGGAUGAAGCCACCACAGCCGCCAUUGCAUCGGUUGCUACACUGCAGCGACUGGAUCUCUCCCACAAUGGCCUGAUGUCUCUACCAGCACAGCUUUUCCCGAAGCUCACAAACCUCCGUUUCCUGGAUGUCUCCGGAAAUGAGUUUUCCACGAUGCCAGCCAGCCUGCAGCAAUUGGGCAAGUCUUUGGUUCAACUCAACUUGGCAGGAAAUGCAUUUCUCAGCUUGAAGGAGAAUAGCCUGCAGGGCUUGGAUUCCCUGAAACGGCUGAACAUCAGUAGCAUGCCAUCGCUGCGAAGCCUGGAGAAAGGAGCUCUGAACUUGCCUGCCUUGGAGCACCUAGAUUGCUCUAGGAACUCGAAGCUGGAGCGCUUGGAGCUGGCCGAUCUGCUGAGCAGUCGGAAUUUGUCGAAGUUGGACUUGUCCUGGAAUGCACUGACCACUCUGGUUCUGAAUGCCACCGGUUCGAGCAAUAACAGUAGUAAUUCUACGAGUGAACCCUGGCCACGACUCCGUCGCAUGAGCAUCUCCGGAAAUCCCUGGUAUUGCAGCUGCGAACUGUUCAAAGCCCUGGAGCUGGUUGGACUGAACCACAUCGACCGGGAAUGGGAUGGAACCGAGGCGCGUUGUGAAACGCCAUACCUUCUGGCCGGAUCGCCGCUCUCCAAUUUGACAGCCGAACGGAUCUGCAAAAUGGUGAUACCCAAGAAAUAUCGCGAGGUGGACGAGGAGCCACCGCGAUUCCUGCGACGCCGCUACAUAAUACUCACCGCCAUCAUAGCCAGCAUUGUCCUGGUAAUUGGUCUUGUGAUCGGAUUCGUCGUGGUCUGUGUGCGCCGGCGGCUCAAGGGCAGCGAUUACGGAGUACAACCCAUCCGGUACACCAGCGUUAGGGGCAGCAAUCUGUCGCAGUUCUCGCAGCUGCAGCCCGCCUCGGUGGCCAGCAAGUUCAAUAAUGUCCAUGCCGGAAGCAGCAGUGGGGUGACCACUGGCGCUGCCAAUGCCUAACACGGUGUUGAAAUCCUAAUGCGGUUCAAAUUCCGAGCUAGCUGCACAAGUUUCGAGCCAAAGAUGUCCACGACAGUGACGCGAUCCCAACCGAAAGACUUCCUGUGCGUGCUAUCCUGUACAUAUGUAGGUGCUCCCUGUAUUAAAUUCCACAAAGGAGCUGAUCCCAUUGCCAGUCCCUAGACCCUAGUAUUUAGUGAAGCCAUCGAUGUUUGUAUUGUACUUAAGAUCCGCACAUUAGUGUGUAAUAAAACAUUUUUAAUU
Drosophila simulans is the source of this 2440-nucleotide messenger RNA. RefSeq names its product insulin-like growth factor-binding protein complex acid labile subunit. The transcript is spliced from 3 exons. Gene Ontology annotation, cellular component: membrane. The coding region runs from base 563 to 2176 and encodes 537 amino acids. Gene Ontology annotation, molecular function: protein binding. Lineage: Eukaryota; Metazoa; Arthropoda; Insecta; Diptera; Drosophilidae. The record is from RefSeq and is a predicted model, not a curated record.